This is a messenger RNA of Dimorphilus gyrociliatus, 2581 nucleotides long. NCBI's taxonomy places the organism in Eukaryota, Metazoa, Annelida, Polychaeta, Dinophilidae. The record is from the annotation of a GenBank genome assembly.
AAUGAUACCAACGUCUUGCAGGCGCCUAGAGACACUCAACAAAUGCGCUGCUAUGAAGCUGGAUCCGACUAUAAAGAAAAGCUCUUCUGACUCCGAUGAAGAAGAUUAUGCCUUAUCCAAUAAGUGGACCUUUGAACGACCUUCUAGGAGGUGGUCAAGAAUGGAAACAUCAUCUAGUGGCGUUGAAGUUCUCAGGAGUUGUAGUAGCCGAGAUAGUGUAUCGGCAGAACAAUCGUCAACCCAGAAUUCCCCUACAACUCCAUCCAAAACAGAGUUAGUUGUUCCUGAAGUUGUUCGAGAGUCCCAAAGCACUGUUGGUAGCCUUCUUAGCCCUCGUCUUCGGAGAGCGGCAACUGAAAAAUUAAAAGGAGCUAAAAAUAUAUUAAAAAGAGUUGAAUCGUUACGCCAUUCUAAAAAUAAAAAAAAAAAGAAAGAAAAAGAAAAAUCGGGUAGCAGUUCACCAACGCCUGAAGCAUCGCCGUCUAGUCCCAUUCAUCAACUUGUAAAUACCCCUAAACGAAGUAGUCGACCAUUUGCAAGCGAUUCUUCGUCUUACACAACCGCCUUCUCUCAUCUAUCUAUUGAUUCUCAGGAGAGCGUAUUACAUCUAGACCCCUCCGCUGAAGUAGUUCGACGACCCGAUCGAGGGCAUACCGAAGUAUCAGAUGAGCAAAAGAGGUCCUCACUUUACGACAAUCUCGAAACAGAAUCAAAUAACACCCAAAAUCAAUUUGAUAUGAUUCUACAAGAUUUACAACGUGACAUAAACGCCCUAGAUGAAAGCUUGAAUGGAAAGCAGGCAGCCACAAUGCCAAUGCCAAAAAUUACUUGCGAUACAGGAAAAGUUGAACAAGAAAUUGAUAGAUUAAGCGAAAAAACCAGCGCGUCUAGCUACACGCCAUCUGGCGGACAAGAUAGUAGUGAAAAUGACACUCAGCAUUCGCCUACAACUGAAAAACGAGAGCGCCGUGAUAGUGGUGUCGGUCUGUCACUAACAAGAGCACCUAGUGCAAGAAGGAGGCAGGCAGCCAUUUGGCAUAGUUUUUUAGGUUACGCAAUACAAGAAAAGACAGCCGAUUUUGUUGAUUUAAACUCGCUUGGUGUGGGUCAAUUACUAGUCUUGAAAAAAAUGGCCAUGUUGAAACUAUCGUCUAGAAUCGAUACUCAUGCUCCUCCAGGAACUCGAUUAAACUGGGAUAGUUUCGUACCAAAAUUUAUGCGUCGAUGCAAGUCAACUACAUCUGCAGCUCAGAAGCACGUUUUCGGCGUCCCUUUACACAUGAUCGAACAGCGAACUGGUGAUCCUCUUCCACAACCUAUUUCGAAAGCAAUGUCAUUUAUACUCCAGCAUCGAUCUAAUUCAUAUGCAGUAGGCUUAUUUCGAAAGAAUGGCCAACAAACAAGAAUACAACAAAUGAAAAACGAAAUCGAAUGUGGUGGCGGCUACCGCGAUCAUUUUGAAAUUAGCAGUUUAUUGGAUACUUGCGAUCUUGUCAAGUCAUUUUUUCGCGAGAUGCCAGAAUGCCUUUUUACAAAUCGAUACUCGCCAAUGAUCUUAUCCAUUUUUAAACACCUUCCAAAAGACAGUUGGCUAGAAUUAGCCCAAUCCUCAAUCCUUCUUCUUCCAGACGAAAAUCGCCGAGUUUUAAGGGCUUUAGCGACAUUUCUUCUUCAAAUAUCUCACCAUCAUUUAUCAAAUGGAAUGACGGAGCAUAAUUUAGCCGUCUGUAUUGCGCCAAACUUGUUUCCACCUUUAACCAGCUCCACGGUGCAUGGUAAAACGAUGGCUGAUUCCAAGGAAGUGCAAGACCAAAAAGCAGCUAUCGACUGCGUAAGAUUUAUAAUAGAAAAUGCUGAACAGCUCUUUACAAUUUCCAAGGCAACAUUUGAAGAGAGCUCUGCCAAAGUUGAACAGUGCAAUCCGUCGCCUUAUGAAGUAGUUAGAGAUUGUGGUCAUUUGAAAAAUGCCGUUGAAGUCUUAUUAAAAGAGCAUAUUGAUAAAUGGAAAAACUAUGAUAGUGCCGUUCCAACGAUGCGAGCUCCUGGUGUAGACAUUUCAAUGAAGAAAGUCAGUGAUGGUUAUCCACUUAGGUUAUGGAAAAGCUCAACAGAAAUAACUGCGCCCCCUAAUGAAGUCUUAGACCGAAUUUUACAUGAGAGGCAAUUAUGGGAUGAGAGAAUACUGGAAACGGAAGUAUUGGAAACUACUGAGAAUGAUAGUGAUGUUAUACGUUAUGUAUUAGAAGGAUCUCGAACUAUGCCCCGAAAUGUUAUAUGUAUGAUGCGAUAUUGGACAAAAGAUAUUGGAAAGGGAGUAUGUGCCCUUGUUUCAACGUCUGUUCAACAUCGCAAGGCUAAAAAUCAAGAUGGUGCAGAAUGUCGAGUGGUUUUGGCCGAGAGAUUUUUAAUAGAACCUUGUGGAUCGGGAAAAUCAUUAGUGACUAGUUUAUAUAGAGUAGAUAUAAAAGGUCACUCCAGUGACUGGUAUAAACGACAAGGCGGAGUCGAAAUGGCACACUUAUUGUCAAAUCUUCGCGAUUCUUUCCGUAGUAGAAUCGAAGGUCCAGAAACAAAAGUGUAG